Messenger RNA from Iphiclides podalirius (scarce swallowtail), 810 nucleotides. The record is from the annotation of a GenBank genome assembly. Lineage: Eukaryota; Metazoa; Arthropoda; Insecta; Lepidoptera; Papilionidae.
AUGGAAGUUCUUGACAACUUGACAUUAGAAAGUAGAAACCAAAGAGUACUUUUAUUUAAUAAGCCUAAUAUAAUUAGGUACAAGCGAGUAGUACCAAUACCAAUGUCUACGAGGCACACAGCUUUUGUUCCUGCAUAUAAACCUCCGAAUGAUAAAGAUUUUGAUACAAUUCGUUAUUUUAUAAAAAGGCACCAGAACAUCUUGAUACUCACUGGUGCUGGUAUUUCGACAGAAUCUGGAAUACCUGACUACCGAUCAGAAGAUGUUGGUCUAUAUGCUAGAAGCAAUCAUAAACCAGUGCAAUACCAAGAGUUUAUAAAAUAUGCUAAAGUCAGGCAAAGAUAUUGGGCAAGGAAUUUCGUUGGCUGGCCACGAUUCAGUACAGUGCUACCAAAUGCAACACAUUAUGCUAUACGAGAAUUAGAGAAGGCAAAAAAAGUUACUGCAAUAGUUACCCAAAAUGUUGAUAGGUUACAUCACAAAGCAGGUUCAAAUAACAUUAUAGAACUGCAUGGAUCGGGGUAUAUAGUCAAAUGUUUACAUUGUCCCUAUGAGGUUGAGAGGUCAGAAUUACAGGACAAGAUCAUGAAAGAGAACCAAGACAUGAAGAGCACUAUAACAAUGAUUAGACCAGAUGGUGAUGUUGAACUAUCAAGGGACCAAAUUGAAAAGUUUAAAGUACCAUUAUGUCCUGAAUGUGAAGGACCUCUGAAACCUGACAUAGUAUUCUUCGGUGACAAUGUUCCAAAACAUAGAGUGGAAAUAAUUCGAAAGGAGUUACAGAAUAAUAUUACAAGCAAAAGAGGAGAA